Molecule: messenger RNA, 1905 nt
Organism: Thalassophryne amazonica
Lineage: Eukaryota; Metazoa; Chordata; Actinopteri; Batrachoidiformes; Batrachoididae
Gene: poldip3
Product: polymerase (DNA-directed), delta interacting protein 3
Exons: 10
Coding region: 70-1524 (484 amino acids)
Biological process (GO): mRNA export from nucleus
Cellular component (GO): nucleus
Molecular function (GO): mRNA binding
Source: RefSeq, a predicted model, not a curated record
GGUAUGACUGGGGAGUCGUAGUAGCUAGAAGUUGUUCUGCACGCAUGCGCACUGAGGUAGUCUGAGAAAAUGGCAGACGUUUCUUUGGACGAGGUGAUACGGCAACGCGGUAUUGGCACCAAAACUGUGAUUAAAAGGCCUACGUUUGGACGGGCUGCAGGAACGGCAGUGACGGCAGUGAGGGGCUUUGAUGCUCGACAGAAGAUAGGGGUCAGUGAUAUCAGGCAACGGCUUGGAGGAGGGACAGGUUUUCAAAUGAAAGAUGCAAGAGAAAAACUGGUCCAGAAAGAUGCUCGCUUUAAAAUACGUGGCAGAGGAGGAGCAGGAGGAGUGGUGCAGGAUGCACGUCAGAUGAUCAACUCACGUAAACAGGGGCAGAUCCAGUUUAAUGUCCCUUCACAGACCUCACUGAAGACAGUUGUUACUCAGCAGUUACAGAACCAGACAGUUGUACCCCAGAUACAAGUUAACAACAAAAACAGUAGUCUUUCUAGUGUGAACAUGAGACAGUUUACCCCCAAUGUGCAAGGACUGAAUGUGAGGGGCAGCACAACGGCACAGCUGAGUAACAUUAACAGAGUAAUGGACGCUCGUGAUCGUUUGAGCCUCAAGAGGAGCAUUGCGGGGACACAGACUGCUGCUGCUGCACCAUUUAAAAUAACCAAAACCAUCCAGCAACAUCCGUUAGGUAUGUCAAGUGGAUUACAUGCAUCAACACAGCCUGACUUGGAUGAACAUGAUGGCACCCUCAGUAAACAAAUGAAGAUCACUACUACGAACAAUGUUCUGCAAACACGGUCUGGUAUGGGGGGCUCGCCUUUCUCAAUGUCGGCCCCAAUCACCAAGGUGGUUAAGAAUGAUGCUUACACAGCCCCACGUUCUUCUGUCCCUGUGGCCCCCACCAGGCCAAACACCAGCAUGGCUGCCUCUCGGCCUGCAGUCGGAGCCUUACAGCCAGUCUCCAGGACUCUGCAGCAAAGCACGGCAGAAAUGAGCACAGCCCCACCUCCUAAUCCCCCUCAGCCGGCUUUCAGUCCAUUGGAGGGGACAAAAAUUACAGUGAACAACCUGCACCCCCGUGUCACAGAGGAAGACAUCGUAGAGCUGUUCUGCGUCUGUGGUGCUUUGAAACGUGCUCGGCUGGUGAAGGUGGGCGUGGCUGAAGUGGUGUUUGUCCGUAAAGAGGAUGCUGUCAGUGCUUACAGGAAGUACAAUAAUCGUUGCCUGGAUGGCCAGCCCAUGAAGUGUAACCUUCAUAUUCAGGGAAAUGUCAUCACUUCUGAUCAGCCCAUUCUGUUGAGGCUCAGUGACACUCCAGGCGCAGGCAGUGGCGGAAAGAAAGAUGGUCUGCCCGCUUCCCUGUCUCGUCCCACUGGUCAGCGAGCCUCAUCUCAGCCCACUCCAGAGGUGGACCCCCAGACCAUUCUGAAAGCUUUGUUCAAGUCCACUACACAGUCCUCCACCACCACCACCACUGCUGAACCCCCCAGCUCACAGGCUACUGCUUUUCGUAUCAAGAUUUAGCACAAGUCCAGUGUAAACACUCAUUGUAAUUUCACUACCAUAUUACUGCAUUCUUAGUGUUGGCACACAAACUGUGGUUAUCAAUCUGACAACCCACCUUCUUGUGUAUGAAACUGAUUUAUACUCAUUUGAUACAUGACUAACUGUCCAAAUAAUGAUAAACAUCCUGUUUGAGGUUUUGUGUUAUUGUUAGUCCUGUAGUCUUGAGUGGGGCUGAUUUGAGGGGAAGUGUUUUAAUGAAGUGUGCCAGACUGAAAAUGUAAGCUUAUACAUGAUGCUGAUAUCAUCCUAUCCCCCCCAUUAUUUCAAUGACGUCUCAUUGAAUGUGUCGAGCUUUUUCUAUCUUGUAUUAUUUACCCCAAAAUAAAGCUGCUCCACCCA